Syngnathoides biaculeatus (alligator pipefish) is the source of this 1200-nucleotide messenger RNA. RefSeq names its product hydroxycarboxylic acid receptor 1-like. Gene Ontology annotation, cellular component: membrane. Lineage: Eukaryota; Metazoa; Chordata; Actinopteri; Syngnathiformes; Syngnathidae. The annotation marks the transcript as partial. Gene Ontology annotation, biological process: G protein-coupled receptor signaling pathway. The record is from RefSeq and is a predicted model, not a curated record. Gene Ontology annotation, molecular function: G protein-coupled receptor activity. The transcript has 3 exons.
AAAAAGCAGAAGGAGCAAAUUUCCUGCGUCUCGAAAUCACAAACAGUCUUCAAGAGGUCAGCGAUGGAUUCGGAGACGACGACCACGCCGGCGCCGGGCGGGGGGUGCCCGCCGGUGGGCAUUCAGCUGGAGGGCGUGAUCCUGCCCCCGAUGCUGAUCGUGGACGUGGUCCUGGGCCUGCUGGGCAACGUGGUGGCUCUGUGGAUCUUCUGCUUCCGGAUCAAGUCGUGGAACGCCAACAUCGUGUUCCUGUCCAACCUGGUUCUGGCCGACUUCCUGGCGCUGGUCAGCCUCCCGCUGCGCAUCGACGCGCUCCUGCGGGGCCACUGGGUGUUCGGCGACGCGGUGUGCCGCCUCAACCUCUUCCUGAUGUUCACCAACCGGACCGCCAGCAUCGCGCUCAUGACCGUGGUGGCCUUCUACAGAUACUUCAAGGUGGUCCACCCUCACCACCGCCUGAACCGCAUGAGCAAGCGGCAGGCGUGGGCGUUGUCGCUGGUGGUGUGGCUGCUGGUGGGCGCCCCCCGCGUGCCCAUGCUGGCCUACAACCACAUCAAGGACAUCCGAAAUGCCCGCCAGUGCUUCUUCUUCACCUCCUACAAGGAGGCCUCACGCGGCAUCGUCAUCCUGGUGGCGACGCACCGGGUCCUGACGGUGGUGGAGUUUUUCGUCGGGCUGGCUUUGCUGGCGUUUUGCUCGGUGAGGAUUUCCCGCUUUGUGAAGCGGCGGCAGAUGGGCAAAGCCGACAAGGUGCGCAAGGCCAUGCGGGUGUGCGGGGCCAUCGUGGCCAUCUUCCUGGUGUGCUUCCUGCCCACCACCGUCACCACGCUGGGGCUGUGGCUGGGCCGCGCCCUCCGGCCGGGGGACUGCGCCCUCUUCUACGCGUUCACCCAGCUCACUGUCGUCUUCCUGGGCUUGAACUUCCUGAACUCGGCCCUGGACCCCAUCGUCUACAUCUUCUCCAGCUCCGUCUUCAGGAAGGAGGUCUUGGCGGUCGUCCCCAGCAGACUCCGACGCCGGCGGGGAGAAGACAUCCGGCGGUCCGCGUCGGCGUCGCAGUCCACCAGCCAGGUGGAGCUGGAGAACGUGAGGGCCGCCCCGGCCGACUAAGCCUUGUGAUAGGGGGACGCCCCAUUCCAGUACAAAUAAACAUGAUACGCAUUUGAUUGAAUGAAAUGGUGGUCACGUGACCUACGACUG